Castor canadensis (American beaver) is the source of this 3539-nucleotide messenger RNA. The record is from RefSeq and is a predicted model, not a curated record. NCBI's taxonomy places the organism in Eukaryota, Metazoa, Chordata, Mammalia, Rodentia, Castoridae.
CUAUUUUUAUUCUUUCUGCUCUAGAGUGCAAAUUCCUAUUUAUUUUCCCUCCUGCACUACAUGAAAAAAUAGUAUUUCUCUGAACUUCUGAGAACCUAUGUCCUUAAAAAGUUUAUAGCAGAAGAUGGGGAUGAAACAAAAGACCGAGUGUUAGGAGAAAGAUAUGGGAAAGCUUCAGUAAAUGAUUAUAGUUUAGGUAGAAAGUCUAUACUAUCUACCUGAAAUAUUUUAUUUUUUAUUACUUGAUUUUCAUUCUGGUGUGUAUUGUAUAUAAAAUGGUUUUUAUUGAGAUUAUCAUGGAUUGUAAUUAUAUAAAAUUAUUCCUAAUUAUGAAUUAGAUUUAAUAUUUAAUCUUAUAUGUGUUCCAAAUAAAGCACUGAAAGAGAACAGCUCAGAAGUUGUGCAGCCUUUCUUAAUGGGUUGUGGAACCAAGGAACCGAAGAUCACUCAGCUGUGUUUGGCUGCCAUUCAGAGACUCAUGUCACAUGAAGUAGUGUCUGAGACUGCCGCUGGAAAUAUAAUUAACAUGCUUUGGCAGCUAAUGGAGAAUAGUCUUGAAGAACUUAAGCUACUUCAAACAGUUCUUGUUCUUUUAACAACCAAUACAGUAGUUCAUGACGAGGCACUUUCUAAGGCAAUUGUUCUUUGUUUUCGACUACACUUCACAAAAGAUAAUAUUACAAAUAAUACAGCUGCUGCUACAGUGCGACAGGUUGUUACUGUUGUCUUUGAGAGAAUGGUUGCUGAAGAUGAAAGACACAGAGAUAUCAUAGAACAACCAACACUGGUCCAAGGAAAUAGUAAUAGAAGGUCUGUCAGUACUCUGAAACCUUGUGCUAAAGAUGCAUAUAUGCUCUUCCAGGACCUUUGUCAGUUGGUUAAUGCUGAUGCCCCUUACUGGCUAGUAGGCAUGACAGAAAUGACUCGGACAUUUGGCCUCGAAUUGCUUGAGUCAGUCCUCAAUGAUUUUCCCCAAGUCUUUUUACAACACCAGGAAUUUAGUUUCCUUCUGAAGGAAAGGGUAUGUCCUCUUGUGAUUAAGCUCUUUUCUCCAAAUAUAAAGUUCAGACAAGGGUCCAGCACUUCAUCUUCCCCAGCACCAGUUGAAAAACCAUAUUUCCCUAUCUGCAUGCGUUUGCUGAGAGUAGUAUCUGUUCUGAUCAAGCAGUUUUACAGUCUUUUGGUAACUGAAUGUGAGAUAUUUCUGUCACUUCUGGUGAAAUUUCUGGAUGCAGAUAAACCACAGUGGCUACGAGCUGUUGCGGUAGAAUCAAUACACAGACUCUGUGUGCAGCCUCAGCUGUUAAGGUCAUUUUGUCAGUCAUAUGAUAUGAAACAGCACUCCACCAAGGUUUUUCGUGAUAUCGUGAACGCACUGGGAUCUUUCAUCCAAUCCUUGUUUCUUGUCCCUCCUACUGGAAAUCCUGCUACAACAAACCAAGCUGGAAAUAAUAAUUCAGGUGGCCCAGUCUCUGCACCAGCUAACUCAGGAAUGGUAGGGAUUGGUGGAGGUGUUACUUUGUUACCAGCAUUUGAAUAUAGAGGAACGUGGAUACCUAUUCUGACUGUAACAGUUCAAGGCAGUGCUAAAGCCACAUAUGUGAAGUUAGAAUUUUAUGGAGUAUGGCAUAAAGUUUCUUUUAAAUAUUUAGGCUUAUUAAAACCAGGUAUCACAUUGUUAGAGCUUACAACUUUUCCAGUGACAGAAAAGCAAAUGUGCUUCAAAGUAUUUAAUAUUAAGAGAAAAAUUGCUUACUUUUAUGCUAAUUUUUUUUCUCCCCUUACUAUAGGAGAUUUUUCAAAAGCUUGGGAUGUUCUUCUUGACCAUAUACAAUCAGCAGCACUCAGCAAAAAUAAUGAAGUAUCUCUGGCUGCUUUGAAAAGCUUCCAGGAAAUCUUGCAGAUUGUGUCCCCUGUCAGAGACUCAGAUAAGCCUGAGACACCUCCUGUAGUCAAUGUACCUGUGCCUGUUCUUAUAGGGUCCAUAUCAGGCCCUGGCCUGAACAGGCCAUUUGUAAGAACAGAUUCCAUUGGAGAAAGACUUGGAAGAUAUAAUAUCUCUGAGCCACCAUUAGUAACUGAUGAGCUUGAAGAUUUGAAUCUCUGGUGGGCUGCCUGGAAUACUUGGUAUAGAAUUGGAUCUGAAAGCACUAAGCCUCCUGUUACUUUUGAUAAGCUAACUUUUAUUCCCAGCCAGCCUUUUCUUACAGCUUUAAUUCAGAUAUUUCCAGCUCUCUACCAACACAUAAAAACUGGUUUCAAUAUGGAUGACUUGCAGAAGUUAGGAGUCAUAUUGCACAGUGCUGUUUCAGUCCCAAUAAGUUCUGAUGCAUCCCCUUUCAUUCUUCCAUCUUAUACUGAAGCAGUUCUGACAAGUUUACAGGAAGCUGUACUUACAGCUUUAGAUGUUCUUCAAAAGGCCAUCUGUGUAGGACCAGAAAACAUGCAGAUAAUGUAUCCAGCUAUAUUUGACCAGUUGCUGGCAUUUGUAGAAUUUUCCUGUAAACCUCCACAGUAUGGACAGCUGGAAACAAAGCACAUUGCCAAUGCAAAAUAUAACCAGAUCCAACUAUUUGCACCGGCGGAAUGGGUAGCCUUGAAUUAUGUACCGUUUGCUGAAAAGUCUUUAGAAGUAGUUGUGGAUUUAUACCAAAAAACAGCCUGUCAUAAAGCAGUGGUGAAUGAGAAAGUUCUUCAGAAUAUCAUUAAGACUCUAAGGGUGCCUCUCAGCUUGAAGUAUUCCUGCCCUUCUGAAAGCACUUGGAAACUAGCAGUAUCUUCUCUCCUCAAAGUUCUUUCUAUUGGGCUACCUGUUGCCCGACAGCAUGCUUCUUCUGGAAAAUUUGAUAGUAUGUGGCCAGAACUAGCCAACACACUUGAAGACUUUCUCUUUACUAAAAGCGUACCUCCAGAUAAUCUCUCUAUUCAAGAGUUUCAAAGAAAUGAAUGUAUUGAUGUUGAGGUAGUUCAGCUUAUCAGUACUGAGAUACUACCUUAUGCCAAUUUUAUUCCUAAGGAAUUUGUUGGUCAGAUAAUGACUAUGCUUAACAAGGGCUCAAUACAUUCUCAGUCGUCUUCAUUUACAGGUAUGUUAUUUUAAUGGUCUUUUAGGUAUUAAAAGAAUUGAGGUACUUUUUAAAAGGCUAGCAUAAAGUGUUUAGUCCUAUGACUGUAAUAUAAGUUGGAGAGUGGUGAGGUAAUUUUUAUGAACGUAAUGUAGAACAUUUAAGUUAUAUGAGAGGAAAUGUGAAUAUUAUAUAUAGUCAUAUUUGCAAACCCUGAUUAAUUAAAUUUCAUAGGACUUAAUCUGAUGUCUAAAGUUACCAGUUUUGUGAAGUCAUGGAUCACUGGAAGGCAAUAAGGCAAGACCCCCUUAGUAUCCAUGGGUCUGUGGUUCUAAGGAGACCGCCACUGAGGAAAAACUGUGUGUGCUUAGGAUGCACAGAGUUCAUCAUUGUACUGUGGAUGCUCAAUUCAUUUUCUUCAUAAUGCCAUCCAACUUCCACUAAAGACAUGCAGCUUUUCAACACCUCUAAAAU